AUGAGCAACAACCCCGGCUGGCAACACCCCCGUUCAUACAUCUCCUCGGCUGGUUAUAGCAGUAGGCGAUCAUCCCGGAUGCCAGAGGGGUUCAGCCGGGAUACUUUUUCAGUAACCAGGGAUCGCUUGUCGUCCCUUCGUGACGCCUCCCGUAGCGGAUGGACAGCGGUGGAGGUCCUCGUUGACGCGAUCUAUAAAUCCGGGGUCCCGGGCCCUGUCCUUCUGACUGAUUAUGCCUAUAUUGGACAGGGUACUCAGUUUGUCGUGUCGCGGCAGUACAUGCAGACUUCCACUCCCAGAGCAGUCAUGCAAAUCCCUGUCGCUGUAAAACAACCCAAAUUCGAUAUAGGCUUCAAUACCCAAAUAAGUCUUGCCACCACGGGCACAUGGAAGCAUUUGCAUGAUUUCUAUCUGGAAAUUAUGUCACUGACCACGCCAUCGUUGAGUGUCCACCCGAACAUCGUCAAGCUACUUGCAUGGUCGAAAGGGGACUCAUUUCAUUGGCCUCCCCUCCUGGUAAUGGAACUUGCAGAAUGGGACUUGAAUACGUUCCUUACCGAACAGCCGCCGACACUAGCAGAGGCCUACCGGAUUUGCUGCGAUGUGGCUGCAGGUCUAGACGCUUUACAUGAGAUCGGGCUCGUUCAUGGGGACAUAAAGCCGGCGAAUAUCUUGAUCUUCCCAUCUGGCCACGGGCCCGUCGCGAAGCUUGCUGACUUUGCACUCUCUACUGAUGAGGUCGAGUUUGCAAAGAGCGGGAUUUGCCUGGGGGGGACUCCAGGCUGGCAGGCGCCAGAGGUGGAGGAAGGACGUGUUUUGACGAUCAAGGAGUUAGUGCCUACUGAUAGCUAUUCAUUUGGCUUGCUAGCAUGGAGCGUUCUUUUCCUAUCCGGUAAGAUCCCCCCUCGGGCAACAAUUGAGGAGUCGCAUGCCACGUUGGUGGUGAAAGAUGCCAGCAGGAACAGUGAAAUCCCGAAGAUUAGCCAGGUAUCAACGGCAGUGGGGUUUUUGUCUCAGCUUCUGGAGGUAGAUCCGAAGCUACGACCUCGUUUGCUAUGCGAAGGAUUUUCGUUCAACCGGCACAGGGGAGCCAGAAAAGUAGAAGAGCCCUCAGGUGGAAUAGACCCGGAUGACCCGCACGGACUAUUUGUUGAUCGUACAUUCAUGGAUCGUAACCUCGGUCAAAUUCAUGACUGGGAGCCACACCCUCUCUCCGUUGAAUUCGCCAAGGACAUCUAUGACAGGUUCCAGGAGAACAAGAGAUCAGUGCCAUUGCCAAUUUUAUUCCCUCUCUGUUUGGCACUCACCGUUCCAAGUCUACUGGAUAUUCAGGAUUCCGAUAGGCUCAGCUUAGCGGUUUCCGCUGCCUCUGCAGGACACGCCGCGGCCCAAGCUGCCCUCCCGGAUUUAUACCAGUAUUAUAAGAGAGAUCCUGGGCAGCGACAGAGUCAUAUUCUUACCCGAUGGCUGAAAAACGCAGUUUCUAAGGGCGUCAUCUCAGCGAGAGCCGCCCUUGGGGAGCGCGAUCCGAAGGCACUUGAUCGGUGUGUGCGGUACUUCCAUGACAAGGGCGGGUUCAAUGAGCUCUAUAGCCCACACGUGGACGAGGGAUUCUCCGCUCUUCAUUUUCUGGCUACCUAUCGGACAAUGUAUGAUCUCCGUGAAUAUUUCAAGCUUCACCCCCGAGAAGAUAUCGAGCAAAUGACGAGUCAAUUGGAGACACCACUCUAUCUGGCCUGCGCGCGAGGAUCCUGGGACAUCAUCGAGGAACUUCUGAAUCUUGGAGCCAGCGCCUCCCCACGGUGCACACCUUACCACAUUAGCUGCAUUCAUUGGACAUUUGCUCUUGGAGAGCAGUAUCAAGCGGUUGCCGUGAAGCGAUUAAUUGAUGCUGGCGGCGAUAUCAACUCCGUUGCCUCAAAACCAGUCCCGCUAUUUUACUAUCCGUUUCACCUUCCGGCGGCAACUGCUUUACAUUGGGCAGUAGUUACCUCCAGCUGCAAUGCAAUCAAAGUUCUUGUUCAAAAUGGGGCCGCAGAUGCUCUGAUUCGAGAUGGAUGCGAUCCGUAUAUCCAUGAUGAACGAGUUCGGUGCUUGAAUCAAUUUGGAGGUUCCAAUCUCGAGCAAUAUUCCUUUUCGAAAGUUAAAACUCAAGGCCUCUCCCCUCUGGACUACGCUGCUAUGCAGCAUGACCCUUAUAUUUUCGAGUUAUUGCUCUCUGUCAAGAGGAGGGUUGAUAUUAAUGCAGUGGAUGAAGAAGGGCUUAAUGUAUUCCACAGGCUUAGUCACUCCCAGACAUGGUACACCAGACGAGGACUCCCAUUCUCUUCUCGGCCCUUUUUAGGGAACGCAGGGCACAUGAGAGCCAAGCUAGGCCGCACCGUGAAAGCUAUAAAGGCACUGGGCGGAGACAUUGAUUUACUCUCUACUCCGAACCAGCACAAUGCGCAGGGAUUCGACUUCUCGUGUCCUUCUAUGACGCCUCUCAUGAUGUCUGUUUCUGCUGGAUUACCGGACGUAGUGGAGGCUCUUCUGGCAGCGGGAGCCGAUAUUCACAAGCAGAAUGAACAGGGGCGUACAGCGAUAAGCUUUGUCCCCUUCGUGGACGGAAAGAUGCAAAAUCAGGUGUAUGCAUGCGUUUCUGCUCUGCUGCAUCACGGAGCUGAUCCGGAUCAUCGAAGUAAUGACGGUCUUUCCGCAGUAUUCCACUACGCGAGCACGGGGUUCAUUCAUACUACUGAGCUCUUGCUCUCCAAAUGCAAGGAUAUUGACCAAAGGCAUCCGGUCUCCGGUCAAAGCAUCUUCGCUAAGCUUGCCCGGAUAGACAGUCCCUUUCGACAGGACAACGACGCUGCCUUGGCUCAGAUCCUAGCAGGUCAUCUAUUCAACCACACCGACAAAGGGGGACUGCGGUGGAUGAUAGAAGACGCAGGUCUCUAG
This is a messenger RNA of Aspergillus brunneoviolaceus CBS 621.78, 2940 nucleotides long. Its product is annotated as ankyrin repeat and protein kinase domain-containing protein. Bases 1 to 2940 code for a protein of 979 amino acids. Gene Ontology annotation, molecular function: protein kinase activity; ATP binding; protein binding. The transcript has 3 exons. The record is from RefSeq and is a predicted model, not a curated record. Gene Ontology annotation, biological process: protein phosphorylation. NCBI's taxonomy places the organism in Eukaryota, Fungi, Ascomycota, Eurotiomycetes, Eurotiales, Aspergillaceae.